Rosa chinensis is the source of this 3162-nucleotide messenger RNA. RefSeq names its product receptor like protein 22. Gene Ontology annotation, molecular function: protein binding. The coding region runs from base 1 to 3093 and encodes 1030 amino acids. NCBI's taxonomy places the organism in Eukaryota, Viridiplantae, Streptophyta, Magnoliopsida, Rosales, Rosaceae. The record is from RefSeq and is a predicted model, not a curated record. The transcript has 3 exons.
AUGGGGAAAAAACUUGAAAAUCAAGUCAACCACAAAUCUCAUGGAAGCCUUUUCCCACAAAAUACUAAAGCCAACCUCUUCAUUCCCAGCGCCCCACUUUUCCUUGGCGCUUCUAGAAGUGGAAUCAAGGCUCCGACUACUGUUCUUGGGAAGGUGUAUCCUGCAAAGAGGGUUGUUCUGCAGUUCAUCGAAAACCUGAAUUUGGCAUAUAAUAACUUCAAUUAUACAGAGAUUCCAUCCCAGCUCGGGAAGCUAACCAGGUUGAGUAAUUUAAAUCUGUCAAAUGCUGGCUUUGUGGGCCAGAUUCCAGUUGAGAUUUCGCACUUGACAAGGUUGGUAAUCCUCGAUCUCUCUACUUUAUCCUUUCUUGGAUAUCCUUCUAUGAGACUUGAUAAUCCAAAUUUGAGUUUGCUCAUUGGGAACCUUUCUGAGCUUAUGGAACUUCGUCUUGAUGGUGUAGACAUAUCAUCACAGAAGAAUUCUUGGUGCCAAGCCAUAUCAACCUCAUUGCCAAAGUUGAGGGUGCUGAGCUUGUCCAGUUGUACUCUUUCAGGCCCUAUUGAUUCUUCCUUACGGAAGCUUCACUCCCUCUCAUUGAUUCAUAUAGAAUAUAAUCAUUUGUCUUCUCCAGUUCCAGAAUUCUUCUCAAACUUCACAAAUUUGACUUCCUUACGCUUUGGUAAUUCUGGCUUACAUGGUACUUUCCCAAAUAAGAUCUUUCAGUUACCUAGAUUACAGACUAUUCACUUAUGGGGUAAUCCACAGCUUCAAGGUUCAUUACCAGAGUUUCCGAAAAAUGGAUUGAUUCAAUCUCUAGUUCUAAGCGGAUCAAAUUUUUCAGGGUUAUUGCCAUACUCUAUUGGAGUCCUCACAAUGCUGUCCCAAUUAGAUGUUUCAUAUUGCAAUUUUACAGGACCAAUCCCAAAGUCGGUGGAAAAUCUUGCAGGAUUGGUUUACUUGGACUUGUCAGGGAACAAGUUUAAUGGUUCAGUUCCAUUUUUCAGAAUGGCCAAGAAUCUUACCCAAAUAAAUCUCUCUAAGAAUUACCUAACAGGUCAGAUUAAUUCCACUCAUUGGGAGCACCUUACGAAUCUGCUGAUUCUUGACUUGCAUUCUAAUCUACUUGAUGGAAGUUUUCCCUUCUCUCUAUUUUUGCUUCCCUCACUUGAGAAAAUAUUACUUUCCAACAACCAAUUCUCUGGUCAGUUGCUUGAAGUCCCCAAUAUCUCUUCGUACAUUUUGGACACUCUUGAUUUGAGUAGCAAUAAUUUGGAAGGGCCAGUUCCCAGGUCUCUCUUUAAUUUGCAAGGGCUCAAGAUUCUUUCACUUUCUUCAAACAACUUCAGUGGCCUUCUUUGUCUCAAUGAUCUUCAGCAGCUAAGGAAUCUUUCCAGUGUUGAUCUUUCGCACAACAGCUUGUUGAUUACUUAUGAGCAUCAUACUAAUUCCUCAUAUUCUUCCUUUCCUCAACUGACCCCAUUGCUGUUGGCUUCUGGAGAGUUAAGAACGUUCCCUGAGUUCUUGAGGAAUCAAUCUGAAUUAGCCUAUUUGGACCUUUCAGAAAAUCAGAUUUUCGGCCAGAUACCCAAUUGGAUUUGGAGACUCAACCUUCUUCAGUUAAAUCUUUCUUGCAACUCCCUGGUAACUCUAGAAGGUCCAAUGCUAAAUCUCUCGUCUCGUCUAUUCGUUCUUGAUCUUCAUUCCAACCAGCUUCAGGGACAAAUCCCAGUUUUCUCAUCACCUGCUUAUUAUUACAACAUUCAAUACCUGGAUUACUCAAGGAAUAAUUUCAGCUCUAGCAUACCAGCUGAUAUCGGGAAUAUCCUUAAUUACACUAGAUUCUUUUCUAUUUCGAACAACAACAUCCACGGCAGCAUCCCAGGAUCGAUAUGCAAUGCAUUUUAUCUUCAGGUUCUUGAUCUUUCCAACAAUUCUUUGAGUGCCAUGAUUCCCCCAUGUUUGACUGCAAUGAGCAGUAAUCUUGCAGUUCUUAAUUUAGGGACAAACAGCCUAACUGGUACUAUUUCUGACACAUUUUGUCCAGAUUGUGGCUUGAAAACCCUAGACCUCAAUGGAAAUCAAAUAGUAGGCCAGUUUCCGGAAUCUUUAGGAAACUGCAGACUGUUAGAGGUUCUAAACCUUGGAAACAAUCAGAUCACUGGUACCUUUCCGAAUUUGUUAAGUGAAAUGCUCAUCUUGCGGGUCCUUGUUUUGCGCUCUAAUAAAUUUUAUGGAGAGAUUGGAUGUCCCAAGACCUAUGGCAGCUGGCCACUACUUCAAAUUGUUGACAUAGCUCACAACAAUUUUAGUGGUACAAUACCAGGAAAAUGCAUGAGGAGUUGGCGAGCAAUGAUGGCUAAUGAUUCCUUGUCAAAGCUCAAACACCUUCAGUUUGAGGUGUUCACUCAGGUUUAUUAUGAUGAUGCAAUAACUGUUACCAACAAAGGUCUAGAGAUGAAGCUGGAAAAGAUUCUAACUAUUUUCACCUCAAUUGACUUCUCGGGCAACAAAUUCAGCGGAUCAAUACCUGAAGAAGUUGGAGAGCUCAAAUCACUCUAUGUCCUUAACUUGUCCAGCAAUGCUCUCACAGGUGAAGUCCCAUCAUCUUUGGGAGACUUACAACACAUUGAGUCCUUGGACUUGUCAAGUAACAAACUUACCGGAAAUAUUCCACUGCAACUUGCGAAGCUCACUUUCCUUGCAGUCUUGAAUCUCUCAAAUAAUCAACUUGUUGGAAGGAUCCCAAGCAGUACUCAGAUUUCAACAUUUUCUGCAGAUUCCUUUACAGGGAACAAAGCAUUAUGUGGAUUUCCUUUGAAUGUACCAUGCAGUAAUACCAACGAGACAACAAAGUUUCAAUACCACAAGUCAGGAAUUGGGUCGGUGGUUGAUUUGAAUGUUAUCGGUACUGUUGAGAUUGGAUGUAUUGUUGGCUUUGGAAUUGCUACCGGCUCACUUGUGUUCUGCAAUAGAUGGAGGAAAUGGUAUUACAGAGCUAUGUGUAACAUCAUAUUAAAGAUAUUCCCUCAGCUGGAUCACAGAUUUGGUCCACACAGAAGACAUGUUUACAUAAAUCCAAGGUGGGGAAGAUGAAAAGGCACAUCUUUCAAAGAGCAAUGCAGCUGGACUUCAUUAUGGAAUUUCUGAGGUCGAUUAUAGAUA